AUGGCACCUCUCAUUGUAGCUGCGUACUUAUCAGUGGUCAUAGUAGCCAUGUUCUAUACGUAUCAACGUGACGCGCUUUACUUAUUUGCUGUAGUUUUGUGUUCCAUCAGCCAGUGUUACAUGGCAAUGUGGAAUGUCCAAUUUUGCUUCUACCUUAACAUUAUUCAGCAGUCAUACACUACGACCUUGGCCAGCCUCCCAGAGCUGGCGUGUGCAGAUAACGACGCCCUCGGCUCAUACGCUGACCUCAUCUCCAGAUUAAGGCAACUUGUGGAGCAGUUCAACAAGGUAUUUGCGAUCUUCGUGUUACUCCGGUGCUUUGUCUUCCUGUGCAAGCUGGUAGUGCUGCUGUAUCUCAUGUGCAUUAGCGAAUGGAACCUCCUCCAAGUACUCGUAAUCGGUUCUGCAGCGGAGGAAGUCACACAGCUUCUCGUUGCGUGCACCAUGGCCGAUGCUCUGCAGGAGAAGCACAGCGCGCUGGUGGAGAGGGUGUGGACAGACUACGCAAAACCCGGAAUCGCAAGGCACGGGCGUCGCAAACUGCAGUCCCUCGCCUCUUGCCUUCACGCCCAUCCCUCCCGCGUGCAGUGCGGGCGUGUAGCCGUGCUGGGACAGAGGAUGCUUCUGGAAAUGAUCGGCAUUGUGAUAACAUAUAUUGUUGUGGUGUAUCAGUACUCGCCAAGUAAAUAA
Messenger RNA from Penaeus chinensis, 690 nucleotides. RefSeq lists its product as uncharacterized. Lineage: Eukaryota; Metazoa; Arthropoda; Malacostraca; Decapoda; Penaeidae. The record is from RefSeq and is a predicted model, not a curated record. Gene Ontology annotation, cellular component: membrane. Gene Ontology annotation, biological process: sensory perception of taste. Bases 1 to 690 code for a protein of 229 amino acids. The transcript has 3 exons.